UAAAUUCGAUUUUAUUUCUUUGUAUUAAGUCCUGUCUCUUAAAACGUAGUGAUUAUAUUCUCUUUGAUAAUAUCAAUAUCACAAAAUUUCACCAAAAUACAGUAAAAAUGUUUCGAAAUCACACUGAUACAAUACGAACAGCGAUGAGAAUUAAAGUGAAACAAGCCGUGACCGACGAUCGUUAUAAAUGUGAUAUGUGCGAUACAGAAUGGCUUACAGAAACCGAUGUAGAAAUACAUCGAAAGAAAGCACAUAUAAAUAAAUUAUUAUUGAUGAUUAAAAGCAAAGACUACAACAUUUGCUUGACAUGCGUCCGAGACCAGGGCACACCAGAAGGCCUUCUACGCCACAUAAAAACCGAACACCUACUAACCUCGCCCACAGCUCACAGAAUAGAAAGAGAGAUCUUCAUCUGCGACCACUGCAACCACAUAUUCUUCAACAAGAUGAUGCUCAUAGCUCACAUACAAUACAUUCACGGAACAAAAAUAUCCAAAAACAACUACAUCUCUUGCCCAAAAUGCUACAAGCGUAAAAAUGUAAAGAAACUGUGGUUCCACUUUGCCGUUCACCAGAUGAACAUGAUAUCCACAUGUCAGAUAUGUUUUGUCGAUUGCAGAAACACGAGACGGCUAAAAGAGCAUAUGAGAACCCACACGGGUUACUAUUAUUGUGAGACGUGCAAUUUCACUACAAACAAGGAUAAGUAUUUUGAGAAUCAUGUGUUGAAGCAUAAGCACAGGAACGCGUUCCCCAGGAAUGUGGAGCCGAGGAAAUAUUUUGUUCCCGGACCGUUUCUGGGUUUGUGGAAAUAUAAAAGGGAGACUGGUAUAAAAGGGUUGCAGAUUCAUGACGUGUUUAUCUGUGUGUUGUGCAGAGAGAUAUGUGCGUCUAAAGGCGAUAUGCGAAGUCAUAUCUUCGUGGACCACGCGCCUGAAACAAUUGCUAAGAAGAAGCUGUUGUGCUCGUGCGGAGAGGAAUUUUUCAAUACAGUACUGUUGAAACAUCACGUUUUUAAGAUGAAAGGAGAUCACAAGAUUGUCGAAAACGUUGAUGACAGUGACUUUGGGAGACUUUUGGCCGAAGAAAAGAACAACGCGGAGGAAAAUGUGCAAAAUGAUUUUAUUAAUAAUUAUGAAAUAGUAUUAGACGACACAUCGGACUCUGCCGAAAUAGUUCCAUUGGAAGAUUUCGCCGAAGAGUCUGGGAAUGCAUACGACAUACCUGAUUAAUAUAUAAGUAUUAGUUUAAGUAUAUCGGGUGUGGAUUGGUAAUAAUACUAUCUAAGACAAAAAAAUAUU
Messenger RNA from Manduca sexta (tobacco hornworm), 1301 nucleotides. Its product is annotated as gastrula zinc finger protein XlCGF58.1. Gene Ontology annotation, molecular function: RNA polymerase II transcription regulatory region sequence-specific DNA binding; DNA-binding transcription factor activity, RNA polymerase II-specific. Gene Ontology annotation, cellular component: nucleus. The transcript is spliced from 5 exons. Bases 108 to 1232 code for a protein of 374 amino acids. The record is from RefSeq and is a predicted model, not a curated record. Gene Ontology annotation, biological process: regulation of transcription by RNA polymerase II. Lineage: Eukaryota; Metazoa; Arthropoda; Insecta; Lepidoptera; Sphingidae.